Molecule: messenger RNA, 2325 nt
Organism: Gastrolobium bilobum
Lineage: Eukaryota; Viridiplantae; Streptophyta; Magnoliopsida; Fabales; Fabaceae
Product: E3 ubiquitin-protein ligase ORTHRUS 2-like
Exons: 8
Coding region: 1-1989 (662 amino acids)
Biological process (GO): protein ubiquitination; negative regulation of gene expression via chromosomal CpG island methylation
Molecular function (GO): ubiquitin protein ligase activity; metal ion binding
Source: RefSeq, a predicted model, not a curated record
AUGGCACAACCCAACAAGCAGCUUCCCUGCGAUGCCGAUGGCUUCUGCAUGCUCUGCAAACACAAGCCUUCAUCCUCUGAUACUCUCGCUUGCCGCACGUGCGCCACUCCAUGGCACGUUUCUUGCCUCACCACCGUUCCCAUCACCGUCGAUUGGGACUGUCCCGACUGUACUUCUCACCCGGACAACAACCCCGCCCCGAUUCCCGCCGGAUCCGGCGGUCUCGUGUCGGAGAUCCGUGCCAUCGAAUCGGACACUUCUCUAACUGAAAAAGAGAAGGCCAAGAAGCGCCAAGAGCUCCUUGGCGGCUCCGUUAAUGCAUCUCAAUCUUCGGAUAAGAAUGUUGGUAACGGAAACGGCGUGCUUGAUAUCUUUGACGGAAAGUUGAACUGUUCCUUCUGCAUGCAGUUACCUGAUAGACCCGUGACGACGCCGUGCGGUCACAAUUUUUGUUUGAAGUGCUUUGAGAAAUGGAUUGGUCAAGGGAAGCGCACCUGUGCUAAUUGUCGCCAUGACAUUCCUCCUAAGAUGGCGAGCCAGCCUCGCAUCAAUUCUCAGCUUGCCAUUGCAAUUCGAUUGGCCAAGAUUGCAAAAUCUGAGGGAAGCCCCGAUGCUCCGAAGGUGCAUCAGUUUAUUCGCAAUCAGGAUCGUCCAGAUCAAGCUUUCACAACGGAUCGAGCCAAGAAGACUGGAAAGGCGAAUGCUUGCAGUGGGAAGAUCUUUGUGACCAUUCCUCCUGAUCAUUUUGGACCCAUUACGGCGGAGAAUGACCCUACGCGUAACCGUGGUGUUCUGGUUGGAGACACGUGGGAGGAUAGGAUGGAAUGUCGACAAUGGGGUGCUCAUUUCCCUCAUGUUGCUGGCAUUGCUGGCCAGAGUAGCUAUGGGGCUCAGUCUGUUGCGCUAUCCGGUGGUUACGAGGAUGAUGAGGACCACGGUGAGUGGUUCCUUUAUACUGGCAGUGGUGGAAGAGACCUCAGCGGCAACAAACGCACAAAUAAGAAGCAGUCUUUUGAUCAGAAAUUUGAGAACAUGAAUGAGGCUUUGAGAGUUAGUUGUCAUAAAGGUUAUCCUGUUCGGGUAGUAAGGUCCCACAAGGAAAAGCGUUCUUCUUAUGCACCAGAAUCUGGAGUGAGAUAUGAUGGAGUUUAUAGAAUAGAGAAGUGUUGGCGUAAAGAUGGAAUACAAGGUUGCAAGGUUUGCAGAUACUUGUUCGUGAGAUGUGACAAUGAGCCCGCCCCAUGGACGAGUGAUGAUCGUGGAGACCGCCCUCGACCACUACCGAACAUUGAAGAGUUGAAUGAUGCAGUUGAUUUAACCGAAAGGAAGAGUGCUCCAUCAUGGGAUUAUGAUGAGGAAAAGGGCAGCUGGUUGUGGAAGAGACCUCAACCUGAAAGUAAGAAAUUAAACCGUAAGGAUGGGAAAAUAGUAUGCUUUAAACGAAAAGUAAAAAGUGAGUCCGUGAAAGAAAGGCUAUUGAAAGAGUUUGGUUGCCAUAUCUGUCACAAGGUGAUGACUUUCCCUCUUACAACACCUUGUGCUCACAACUUCUGCAAAGCCUGUCUGGAGGGUGCAUUUUCUGGCCAAAGUUUCGUCCGAGACCGGGCAUGUAAAGGUGGACGCACUUUGCGAGCACAGAAGAAUAUUAUGAAAUGCCCAUCAUGUUCAAUUGACAUAGCUGACUUUCUUCAGAAUCCACAGGUUAACAGAGAAAUGAUGGGUCUAAUAGAAUCACUCCAGAGCCAGAUGGAGGAGAACUCUGAAGAGUCUAGUUGUAAAAAUGACGAAAAUUCUAAGAAUCUGCAAGACGGGACAGAAGUUUUAAAACCGAGUGAUGAUUCAAGUGAAAAAGUCCUGGAGGAAAUUAACGACAAUGAUCUGAAUCGACCCCAGAAGCGGAGGAAUACUGAUAGUGGCGCGGGUAUGGUGAACAAAGAGGAAAAUAUUGAUGAGGUUGAACUAGAAGACAAGGUAAAGACUAGCGAAUAAAAGGGCUAUUGAUGGAUUGCAGUGAGCACUUUUGGAUUAUGGAUUUGCAUUAUAUUGCAGUGCCAAAGGGGUUAAUAUUUGCUAAUGCAAAGUUAACUCUUCUAUUUUUAUUUUUGAGGGCUAGCUCCUAGACAUUGCUUUACAUGGCUUAUUUUUUUUUUUUUGCGUGGUGCCCUUGUGGUCGUAGGAAAGGUUUAUGUGAUUGAGAAUUGAUAUCUCGUGUAUGUGUAGGUCUCAUUUAGUAAAAUUGAGAAAGAAAAGGAAAAUAUUGUAUGUUGUCAUAUGCACACUGUAGUGCUAUAUGUUUUUAUAAAAAAAUGUUAUGCAAACAACUAU